This is a messenger RNA of Candida tropicalis MYA-3404, 621 nucleotides long. RefSeq names its product endopeptidase catalytic subunit (gene IMP1). Gene Ontology annotation, cellular component: mitochondrial inner membrane peptidase complex; membrane. The transcript has a single exon. Bases 1 to 621 code for a protein of 206 amino acids. NCBI's taxonomy places the organism in Eukaryota, Fungi, Ascomycota, Pichiomycetes, Serinales, Debaryomycetaceae. Gene Ontology annotation, molecular function: serine-type endopeptidase activity. The record is from RefSeq and is a predicted model, not a curated record.
AUGUUUUCACAUAGUAUUAAAACCCUGUUUUCCACACUUUAUUUCCCAAUAAAAGACAAAAAUAUGACAUUCCCAGAAUCACUUAAGUUUAUUGGUUCAACGCUAUCGUGGACUCUUAGAGCAGGUUGUGUAGCUCAUUUAAUUCAUGAAAAUGUAUAUGAAUUCACAGAAACUCGAGGGGAAUCAAUGUUACCCACAUUACAAAACCAACAUGAUUAUGUUCACGCCUUGAAAAAAUACAAAUAUGGAAGAAAUUUAGAAAUGGGUGAUUGUAUAGUCGCUAUCAAACCAAGUGAUCCAAAUCAUAGAAUAUGUAAACGUAUCACAGGGAUGCCAGGAGAUAUAAUUUUGGUAGAUCCAUCAAGUUCUUCAGAGUUGACAAACUCUACAAAUGAAAUUGUGCAGCACGAUGGUUAUAACAAAUACAUACGAGUUCCAGAAGGUCAUGUGUGGUGUACUGGAGAUAAUUUAUGUCAUUCAUUGGAUUCAAGAUCAUAUGGUGUAGUACCUAUGGGACUUAUUACUGGGAAGAUUGUUGCUGCUAAUUCUAUGAAUGGUGGGUUAUCUGAUCUAUUCAAUUUCCGAUGGAUAACAAAUACAAUGAAAGACGAGACUCCUUGA